GUGAUCUACGCCUAUCUUUACCCGAACAAAGGAGAGACGCGACGGUGGAAGUGCACGGCAACAAAUUGCUCCAUUGUGCGUCUUUGAAAGACAGACACGUGCAACACAACAAAGAUAAGGAUGGAGGGGGCUGGAGGCUGGUCUGUGUGUAAGCGAGCUUUAAAUGUAGUCGGAGGGGGGUGAUGGAGCAACACACACCCCUGCAGCCGGUUCAGAGAACACUCCCAUUCUCUUCAGCACCCUGGACAGAGGCAGCGGUAUUUCGGGUUAAAGCGACUCCUGGGCUCACUGUCGGGUCAGCUGACUCCGCUGAUGGUCACACACGCUUUUCUAGAGCCACCAGCAUCUCACUUCUGGUUCAUCAGUGAGGAAUCAACUUGAUGAAUGUUCAAAAGUCCCGGUCCUGGUGGCUGGAGCUGGGAGAAAGGUCCUCCGAAAUUAUUUUUACAGUUUUUUUAGUCAGCUUACCAUCGAGCAGAUUUCAAUUUGAUCUCAAAAGGAUUUAAAAAAACAACCCACAACUGAAACUUUUUACUAUUUUUGUUUUAAAAGAACUAUUUCGCCUCUUUCCUCACUUCUUGAAAAAUGCUGCUGGAGCAUCCGGGAUCAAGUUGUCAAAGCAGCGCAAGUUUUUCACGAUAUAACUCUGGCCAAGUGAUUUCCGCCUUGUCUCCUGCAGACAUCCCAGUGUGCGCCGGCUGCAAUCAACACAUCGUGGACCGCUUUAUCCUCAAAGUGCUGGACCGCCACUGGCACAGCAAGUGCCUGAAAUGCAGCGACUGUCAGGCGCAGCUGGCGGACAAGUGCUUCAGCAGGGGAGACAACGUCUACUGCAAAGACGAUUUCUUCAAGAGAUUCGGGACCAAGUGCGCAGCCUGUCAGCAGGGGAUCCCGCCCACACAGGUGGUCCGGCGAGCGCAGGACUUUGUCUAUCACCUGCACUGUUUCGCCUGCAUCGUGUGCAAAAGGCAGCUGGCCACAGGUGAUGAGUAUUACCUGAUGGAGGACAGCAGGUUGGUCUGCAAGGCCGACUAUGAGACCGCCAAGCAGAGAGAAGCAGACUCAACUGCAAAAAGGCCACGAACAACCAUCACCGCUAAGCAGCUGGAAACGCUGAAGAACGCCUACAACAACUCUCCAAAACCAGCCCGCCACGUCCGGGAGCAGCUAUCCUCCGAGACGGGCCUUGACAUGCGGGUCGUGCAGGUUUGGUUCCAGAACAGAAGAGCCAAAGAAAAGCGGUUGAAGAAAGAUGCUGGGAGGCAGAGGUGGGGCCAGUAUUUCCGCAACAUGAAGAGGUCCAGAGGGAGCUCAAAAUCUGACAAAGACAGCAUCCAGGAGGAGGGCAUGGACAGCGAUGCUGAGGUGUCCUUCACAGAUGAGCCCCCCAUGUCGGAGCUCGGCCAUAACAACAGCAUCUACAGCAGCCUGAGUGAGUCCUCUCCUGCUAUGGGGGGCCGUCAAGGGGGCAACAACCAUGGCUCCUUCCCUUUGGAACAUGGCGUACUUCCCUCCCAAGACCAGUUCCACGACAUCCGGUCCAGCAGCCCCUACGGCCUCCCCCAGUCUCCUGGGUCACUCCAGACACUCCCCAGGCACCAGCCUCUCAUUUCCACCAUUGUUUACCCCGACUCUGGCCUCUCCAUCCUGACCCAGAGCGGCGGGCCUGGCAUCAACCCCGGCGUCAGAGGCUCUAUGGGAGCGGCAAACGGCCCCAGCUCCGACCUAUCCACCGGCAGCAGCGGUGGGUACCCAGAUUUCCCUGCCAGUCCUGCAUCCUGGUUAGAUGAGGUGGACCAUGGGCAGUUUUGAUUGGUCCAAAGAUACUUGACUAUUUCCUUUGCUUUAUUUUCUGUGUCUUCUGUUCGUCAAGAAAUGGAAAAUUGAUUCAAAGAACUGUGGCUUUGUAAUCCCAGAAAUAUCCAAUUAAUUUAUUACUUGCCAUCUUCAUGAAGGCAAUGAAGAACAUGUCCCCCCAUUCAAGACAUAAACUAUAACAAAACACACCACUAUACGCUGUUUUUACCAACUUCAAAACCAUUUUCAUUUUUCGGACUGUUUUCUGUUCACAUCUCAUCCUGCAGGUGUUUUAUUUCCCCCUCAGCAUGUUCAGGUCUUAAAUGUCUGGCUGUUGCCAAAUGUCUAUAUAUAUAAAUAUAUAUCAUUGUGGAGACUUUAUUUUUAUACAAACCCCUUGUUGAACGUACAUGUAUGAAAGAACCAGGGCAUGAGAACUUUGUACAUUCUUGAACCGGGAAUUAGGAGAAAAUGUAGAUGUCUUAACAAACGGUACCUAGGGGUCCAAUGACUACUAUGCAUUUGUGUGUUCUCAGAUGUGUCUUGUUUGUUUUCUUGUACUGGAAACCACCUCAAAAAAGAACCGUAGCAGAGUGGGAUGGGGGGAGGGUGUGGUGUAUAUGUUUGUUCACGUGGAAGAUGUUUUAUGUAUUAUUUAUUCCCUCUGGUAAUGAUGGUGAUUCAUAAUUAAAUGGCAGGACUUUAAUAAAUUUGCCACCUAAGUUAAUGUGGAGUUUAAUUAUUUUAUUUUCUCCAGUUGGUAAAAUAUGUCCAAAAUAAUCUAAAAGAGCCUCUGAAAUCGCUUCAGGUUUUAGAAAUUGAUCGUGAAAUUUUUAUUGGAGCAAUCACAAACAAGGGUUUGUGGUUGCAUCACUAUGGAGGAAUUCUGACCCUUUCUUUGCGGAAUGGUUUGAUUUCAUCCGCACUGGAGGGUUUUCCAGCGUGAACAGGUUGUUGAAGGUGACAGGCCAGAUUCUCUCCCUCACCAUUUUCUACUUGUUGUUCCAUCAAUUACAGAAAGUCUUCUAGGGUCCUGAAGUAGCAAAGCAGCCCCAGACCAUCACACUACCACCACCAUGUUUGACUGUUAGUAUGUUUUUUUUUUUUUACAUGCUGUUAGUUUACACCGGAUGAAACAGGACACGCACUUAUCAAAUAGUCCCACUUGUGUCUCAUCAGUCCACGGCAUAUUUCCCCAAAAGUCUCGGGGAUCUUGUCUUCUAUCUGAUCAGCAGAGGUUCUCACCUUAGAGAAGUCAUUUUUGCCACCUUCUGUUUCUUUCAUUGAGCCAUGACCUCUGACCUUAACCCUACCUAAGUGAGGCCUCCAGUACGUUUGAUGUUCUGGGUUCUUUGUUUUUUGUUGUUUAGUUUCAUAACAUUUUAUUAAAAGUGAUGUUCACGAGAA
This is a messenger RNA of Nothobranchius furzeri (turquoise killifish), 3204 nucleotides long. RefSeq names its product LIM homeobox 3 (gene lhx3). Gene Ontology annotation, biological process: neuron differentiation; regulation of transcription by RNA polymerase II. Gene Ontology annotation, molecular function: DNA-binding transcription factor activity, RNA polymerase II-specific; zinc ion binding; RNA polymerase II transcription regulatory region sequence-specific DNA binding. Lineage: Eukaryota; Metazoa; Chordata; Actinopteri; Cyprinodontiformes; Nothobranchiidae. The record is from RefSeq and is a predicted model, not a curated record. Gene Ontology annotation, cellular component: nucleus.